Messenger RNA from Hibiscus syriacus, 871 nucleotides. RefSeq lists its product as uncharacterized. The coding region runs from base 244 to 708 and encodes 154 amino acids. The transcript has 4 exons. NCBI's taxonomy places the organism in Eukaryota, Viridiplantae, Streptophyta, Magnoliopsida, Malvales, Malvaceae. The record is from RefSeq and is a predicted model, not a curated record.
GUCCAUUUUUUAAGCCCAAAAAUGAAUCGAGUGGACUUGAAAUGAAAUGAUAGUGACAGAACAUUCUGCUCCUCAUUUGGUCCGCACCACCUCGAUCGGGAUCGGGAUCGGGACAAACCAGUUUUCGGCAUCGGAUUCAAUCGCUCUUUCUUCCUAAUCCUAAGCCGCCGCCUGUCUUCAGCCAAACUAUUUGAAAUUUUCGCCGCCCAGGUUAGAGUGGAUGCUAAAGGUGAAAUAUAGAAGAUGGACAAAUUAAGGGAAUUUGGGAAGAAAGCUUUGUUCUACGUAAGGGUUCUCUCUGGAUAUGAAGAACGUAGAAUUCGGAACUACAGAUUGGAGCUCGAGAAACGCCUGCAACAGGCGCAAGCAAGGAAAGCAGCCCUAAGAAAGAUUCCUGAGCAGACUGUAUUACAAGAGGUUCGCCGAAUGGUUGAGGAUAUGCAAGCUCUAAAUAAAAGGCUUGAAGAAACAGAAGCUGCCAUCGAAGAGUACUUCAAACCAAUAGAUAAGGAAGCUGAGACGAUAAUGAAAAUCCAGCUUGAUGGAGAAGAGAAGACAAUGAAACAGAUGAUGGCAACAAUGCAGAGAGAGGCCUUUCUUGAGAAAAUGGAAGCCGAGAAAAUGGCAAACAUAUGUCAACAGGAUGUGAACCAAAGUAACCAGGAUGCUACUACUCUUAGCAGCAGUCAACAUGCUCAAAUGAGAUAGUUAACCAACAUCGAUUCCAUGAACGCUUAUAUUUUAUGUUUCCCCUCUUUGGGUUGGGUUGUAUGUUCGACUCGAGAGGUGUUUGAAUAAAUUAAGGCUCUUACUGAGAAAAGUCGAACCGUCUAAAGGCUGAGUUUUGUCAUUUAACAAAGUUAUUAUUUGC